Messenger RNA from Giardia duodenalis, 2055 nucleotides. Its product is annotated as ELMO/CED-12 family protein. The transcript has a single exon. NCBI's taxonomy places the organism in Eukaryota, Fornicata, Diplomonadida, Hexamitidae. Bases 1 to 2055 code for a protein of 684 amino acids. The record is from RefSeq and is a predicted model, not a curated record.
AUGCUUAUCCUUUGGCAUCGCAUCACAGUCAGUCUGGUAUUCGAUAUCCGACACGUCAAGUCUUCUUCAGAGUCCUUCGGUUGCACCUAUACCUACAAGAAGCCCAAUACAAUACCGUGCUCUAUGUUCUGUACUCCGACCUUUGACCUAUUGUUCGUUCCUUGUAAGACUCUGGAGAAGAAGAGCUGCGUAAAACCCAGCAACAUUUUAUUCACUUCCCCUCAGGAUACCAACUCCGACAAUGACCUCUUUGUUGAGACUCUUCGGCAAUCGACUAAAAAAUCCCCUACUCUGUACGAUUAUAAUAACAUGUUUCCAUUGCUUCUGCGAAGCCCGUUAAUAACCGAUAUUAGCUGUGUUUGCUUGAUAGAAUACCAUGACUUGCAGGCUGCAUCUGAUGAGCAAGGGCUUUCUACAGUCCAGUAUGGAUCCACUGGCAUAUCAAUCCUCUUCAAAACAAAGGAGAAUAGUAAGAAGCUGCGUCAAAUAGGGUUGUUGUUUGGCAAAAAUAUCAUCCAGUCCACCCUCUUUAAACAAUCAAUCUAUCCUAGCGCACUCUCUGACUCCCUCACAAUAAGUGGCAGCUUCAUAUCCAAUAAUGUAUCCAAUAACACCUCCCCAGAGUCACCUGCGCCAAGAGGAGUUAGUCCAUCUAAGCCAGAUACACCUAUCAUGAAGUGUGCAUCAGAACUUGGUGAGAUCGUGGAGGAGAUGCAUGCAAUAAUGAAAAAUGUUCAUAAGCGCGUGCUAACAUUUCUAGCAACGGGUCUAAGUGUCCUUCAAACCAAAAUAGACGGUUAUAUGGACCUCCGCCCCCUGCACAUUUCUUCUAAUAACACGGUCCACAUGUCGCUACUGUGUGGGAUUGGCAAAGUAUUGUUGGCUAAAAAUCGGUACCUUAAUUACCUCAGAAGCUUAGAUUUCCAAUCCGCUCCUGGCCUGAUAGUGAAGCACUGGGGACUGUUUGAAGUUAUUCGGCGACAAAUCAUAGAUUCCUGCGAGCGAACAACGACCGUUGAUCCAUUCUUUUGGCACAUGAUCGGAUUCCAGGGCGUAUCACCUCUAACAGACUUCCGGGCAUCCAGUCUGCUGGCCCUAAUAGCUUUACGCAUUUUUGCCGACCAAUAUCCGGACAUCCUCUUUUCUGAGUCAUAUGGUGACUAUGGAGAUGAACUGGAUAGGGUUAAUCAUAUGCUAUUUGUUUGCGCAAGGAAGAUGUCUGAGCAAAUCCGAGAGUCUGUGCGAUCCUUAUCAGAUAAAGAUGAUGCUCUUGCUGCUAUGGAGUUGCUACUCAACGACCCCAUUGGGGCAUCCAAGACGUAUUCAUACCCUAUAGCGUUAUCUUUGCUGGACAUUACCCAUUACAUUUUUACUAUGGACGACGUUGCUCGGAAGAUUAUCACCACUACCCCAUUCAUAACGUUGUUAACACUAGACUUUACCGUACGGUACUCUGAAUUUGUUAAUGCUCAAAUAACAGCAGCUAACAAAUUAAAUACUGGCGCUGGUAGUAGCAAGUCAUCGGAGAAUACAUUGACCGCUGAAUGUCUGGUAACGGCCAAGGAGUUAGCAACAACACCCAUAACUGAGACAAUUCAGGUAAAGGCCGACACGUAUAAGGUCUUACUUAUCGAUCUCUUUCAGUCGAAAGUGCAGAAGUUCGCAACGGAAGCCUUAGAGUUAGCAGAUCCAAUGAAGGAUACCAAAACUGGUGUCUUAAAUCCAAAGAUCAGGUAUGGACCAUGGAAGAGGUUUCACGAUAACUUCUGGGAAUACUUUAGUACCUCUGAGCACUUUAUGAUUCCGUUGACAGCUAAUGCGCCUGCUCCAAUAUUUGAUGGUAUUUUUAGAGUGAUAGUUGGACUAUCGCUUCUUAUGCACAAACGUAUACAGCGUCUUCCAAUUAAACAAAGGUACUUUCAAUAUACCGCCGUGCGCACGAAGUUAGUAGCAGAUUUUAAUACCGUACUCCUACAAUCUACCAAUUGUCCUAUCUACACGAUUGAGAACUUUCUCAUGCAUAUUUCUAAAUUGAGCAGUAGUGUAGACCAGUAG